AUGAACGGCGAAAGGCCCACGGCCAACGGGGACCGAAUCGCAAAUGACUCUGGACCAUCUGUCCCGGAUUCCACGCCCGAAGUUGGAUUAAAACAAGCAUCAUUGUCUCAGAAUCCGCUGCAGCCCUCUGUUGACAAUACUCAUGCCUGCGAAAAUGGAGAUGUCGAACCAAGUCAGCGCGCUUCCGACAACAGAGGCAACAAUGCUUCCCUCCAAUCCGAAGAAGCGCCGUCUGAGAUCCUACAGCUUAUCUCUCAAGACAGUUACCUGCCGAUGGCCGCCCUGAUAAAUCGGGCUUCACAAUCAUGCUGGAACUGCCUCUCUGAUUUGGUGACGCAGUUGGCUUCAAUGCCUGUCCAGGAUCUGCCACCAGAACAAACAAAACUUCUACCUAACGGCUUGCCUAACAAUCAGUCAAAGGCAAACCUCGACAAGAAGGACCGAAUACUGAAGUUCUCCAAUGAUCAAAAGGCGGAUUUUAUAAAGCUUCUAGUAUUGCUGCAAUGGAGCAAGAAUGUGGAGGAAGUGAGCAAGACCAUUUCAAUCAAUUACUGGCUUAUGAAACGCCGAGAAGCAUACUGGAAUGCUAUUGGAUCGAUGGCCCUUCUCAAGCAGGAAUCUUCAGGGUUUCAGAUACCAAAUCCCGACCUCAAAACAGCAGCCGAAGUCCUGUCAAGAGGUAGGGUGCUCAAUCUCCCCCGAUUGAACUAUAUACCGCAAAAAGACCUCUCUAGCAGACAGAUACUGCGAGUCCUCCGCUCGCUCGACCGAGCGUUGAGCGUCAAGCUAGCACUUUCGGACGACUUACCCCCUCAAUUGCGACGUUUUCGGAUUCAUGAUGGACGUGCUACUUUCAUUGUGCCCAAUGAGUUCGAACUGGAUGUCUCCAUACUAGGCGAAAGAGAAGACUCUCCAUUCCGCAUGGUUGAUUUUCGGUUCUCGUUCCAACCACACCCUCAUAUCUCCGACAGUUUACAUUCGGAGAUAGAAUUAUACGCCAAUGCCAACAUCGAUCGAGACGGGCUGAAAGGCUGUUACGACUUUCUACAUGAGCUGGCUUUGUCUUACAAAUUAGCCGAACUCCACAAACAAGCACUCGACUUAGCUCGAAACCAGUGGGCAGGCAACCUACGCGUCGAGUUGAUUCGCCGAAACCUCAUCGUGCAGUAUUGGCCUGAGAGACAACUAGGGAAAAGCUGGAUUGAGAUCGGCAUCGCUAGCGGUCGGGAGAAGCAGAAAAUGACCAAGGUGGAAUCUAGCCCUUUUCUCGAGAUCAAAUGGAUGCGACAAGGCAAAAGAAUAGACGCCCUGCAACUACACCUGAAUGAUGCGCUGCUUUGUUUCGAAGACGUUCUCCGACAGGUGAUCGCACAACAUACAACACAGAUUCUGGACAAUAUUUACGAUAAACUCAUUCUCACACCUCUGUUUGCCAACAGCGAGCUCUUCUUGGAGCAAUCGCUCUCAUUUGAGCAACCGGAAAAUUGUCUCCUAACGUUGGAACUCUCGCACUCCUCGGAUUUGCAGCUGAAAAUCGAUCCUGUGACAGGACUACUUGUUCUCAGCCCCGUUACAGAGAGAACGGAACGACUUCAGUAUGAGGCGAACCGGGUCCAAGGCGUCACCGAUGACGUCGUGUCCAAGCUCCUCAACUACAGGUGCAGCAUCAUGGAAACCAAUGUCCUUGUCGGUAUUUUGGGCACCUGUUGGGAGGUGCUGCGUUCUUUCAAGCUCAGUCAAACAGAGGCGAGAGCAUUGUUUGGAGGUCCAGUGUCGAGGAUGAACAUGCUCCGACAGAGUCUGUGGACACUGGACUAUACCCUCGCAAUCACACACGCCCCGGAUGGCGACCAUUGGUGGUUGCUGCAGCAAGCUUCCCCUGGCACCACCAAUCCCCAAACUCGUUAUAGAGUUCUUCGCAAGCAGCGGCUAGAGGUUAAAGAAGAACUGUCUUCUGCUUAUUUCGAUCGACUUGCAGAAUACCUGAUGGGGCUGAUCUUCCUGGAGCGCAAUGCCGACUUCUUCAGGGAAAGGAAGGAGAAGUUUGAUCUACGACCUUUGCCAACCUUUGGACGGCAUUAUGAAUUGCCGCAGAUAUCAUUUGACUUGGAUAUGGCUAGGCCGAGUUUUUCAAAGCAAUCCAUACCUCUCGCUGCUUCCAGCAACACCCUGUUGCAAGUGGCCAAAAACCCUCCCAAUUCUCCCGCUUCACAAAAAGGCAUCAAAGUCUGUUUCGGUGGAGUUGACCGAUCCACGAAUAAAGUCAGGGCUGUCGCCCAGUAUCACCAUCAAGCCAGUUCUUCGGUGCUUAGACGCCUGGAGAAAUCUGUACUCGAUGCAGGCGUCUCUCUCAAUCCCGACGACAAGACCGUUGUACUUCGGGUCACUACCAGUAUAGCGGAAGCUGCAAUUCCAAAGAUUGUCGACAAGGCUAUGGACGUUGAAAAGGUGGUCUCGACAGUCGAGCAGAUCCAUCGACUCCCAGGACUGAGACUGAAAACGAUAUCAAAUUCCAGUUUUACCAUAGCUUAUCACAAAGAAGCAUCUGCCGAACUAGAACUCAGGAUCGGAUUUCCAAGCGGCAAUCAAGAACCGCAACUCGAAUUCUUCCCGUCCGAGCAGAAUCCACAUCAGUUCCUGGCAGCACAGUACACGAAAUUGAUUGCCGCAAGCCGUGGGCCGUUUGCUACCAGGAUACGCGACUUCCUCACCUCGUUGACUCUGACACUUCCACUGUUAACCUAUCUUCAAAAACUUCAGCAGAAACAUGGACUGAACCUCGACGCACAACAGCAAAAGGGCCCGCCCGAGCAAGAAGAUCACCUGCGAGUGCAUAUCCUUGUGAGGAGCGCGACCGCCUUUGCGAUACAAUACUUCGCACCCGCCGGACAAGCGCCAAAAGAUGUCAAAGCCGAUUCCCAACCACAUAUGCUAGCGCGUCUGGAGAUUUUGCACCAUAUUAACGUGUCAAGGAAACCAAUGUGGCUGGUACGCGCCGCGCUUGAAGAGUUUCAAUCCUACUCUAGGCCAUCAUAUUCGACACCAGAGCUGGGGGCGAAACUCAAGCAGGAAAUCUUUACGCGUUCAGACGGGCAGUCAAAGUGGCUUGCAUUGGACAAGGCUGCCGCCUGUAUGGCAGAUCAGCCAGAGCCUUUGCUGCAGGCUAUGCAUGACCACUUGUGGGAAUGGGCUAAGAUGGCAAAAGCGUCCGAAAGCAACGUGUCCAACACCCAGCCAUUCACCAAGACCAAAGCUGGGCCAGGACACCCAAAUGCAAACAAUGCCAAUAUGCCGAAUGGUACCAAUAGUCGCCCGUCUGCUGCAAUGAAAGGCCCCGCAGGCAAGAUGCAAGCACCAGGCAGUGCGAUUCCCAAUGGGGCUAAUGUCAAAGUCCAAAGACCACCAGGCACUAUUCCUGGAGGAAGGCCGAUGCCACCAAACCACAAAGCAACCGCCAACGCCGCACAGAAACAAGAGGUCAUCAUGCUGGACUAG
Messenger RNA from Fonsecaea pedrosoi CBS 271.37, 3495 nucleotides. RefSeq lists its product as uncharacterized. Gene Ontology annotation, molecular function: transcription coregulator activity. The coding region runs from base 1 to 3495 and encodes 1164 amino acids. Gene Ontology annotation, biological process: regulation of transcription by RNA polymerase II. Gene Ontology annotation, cellular component: mediator complex; core mediator complex. The record is from RefSeq and is a predicted model, not a curated record. The transcript has a single exon. NCBI's taxonomy places the organism in Eukaryota, Fungi, Ascomycota, Eurotiomycetes, Chaetothyriales, Herpotrichiellaceae.